AUGGCUGACGAGUAUGCAGACUUGAAGCAGAUGUUGCAGCAGCAGCUGAAGCUGAUGGAGGCUCUGACCGUCAAGCUAUCCAAUUCAUCCAUGGGCCAAUCAAGCGCGGCUGGUGGUUCACAAUCUGUUGAUCACAUUGCCGGCAGCAUCACUGAAUUCCUGUAUGACCCGCAGGCCCAUAUCACCUUUGAGUCCUGGUACAAACGAUACGAGGACUUGUUCUCUGUCGAUCUGGCUGCCCAGGACGAUGCAUGGAAGGUUCGACUCCUACUUCGCAAGCUGGGUCCGGCUGAACACGAGCGUUAUGCAAACUUCAUCCUCCCCAAGAAUCCCCGAGAGGUCGCUUUCAAGGACACGGUUGAGACAUUGUCGCAAAUUUUUGGUGAUCAAUCAUCCCUUUUCAACACUCAAUUUCAGUGCCUGCAGCUGUGCAAACGCGAUUCCGAUGAUUUCAUCACGUAUGCGGGCAUUGUCAAUCGUGAGUGUGGGCGUUUCCAACUCGGUUCUCUCACUGAAGACCAGUUUAAAUGCCUUAUAUUUAUCUGGGGCCUCCAGUCCCCCAAGGAUGCUGGUAUCCGGACACGUCUCCUGUCCAAAGUGCAGCAGAACAACUCUACCACACUCCAAGAGCUGGCAGCAGAGUGCCAAACGCUGAUCAAUCUCAAGCACGACUCUGCAAUGAUUCAGAACCCUGCCUCAUCUUUCUCAGUCCAUACGGUCACAUCGACCAAAUCGCAUCCUGUUACACGGCCCAAGCAAGUGUCCAAGUCGAGAUCUCCGCCAUCUCCUUGUCGGCACUGUGGCGCGUGGCAUUUCCACCGGGAUUGCACUUUCCGCCAGCAUCGCUGCCAAAGCUGUAAUCAGGUGGGACACCGUGAUGGGUUCUGUAAAUCAGUACCAGCUUCUGGAGGCAAGCCAGCCCCCGCCACUCCUAAUUCCAGGCACCGUUUCCGGCCAAAACGCAAGCCCAAACCCCAGUCCGUUGGUAAUUCUCUGAGUCUCUUGGCCGCUUUCCAGCUCAAUGCGUCUGGUCGUAGAAAAUUUGUUGAUGUCUUGCUCAAUGGCCAUGCAGUUCGUCUACAGUUGGACACUGCCUCAGAUAUCACCAUCAUCUCUGAGAGACUCUGGCAGUCCCUUGGCAGUCCCACGAUUCAGCCGACUUCCCAGUCCGCCACAAGCGCGUGCGGUGGUCUCGUACAGCUAAUUGGGCAGCUGCAAUGCUGUGUGUCGUUCCGCGGUACCAGCAUCACUGCGAUCUGCUACAUCACCAAGUCUGAUCUAAACCUACUUGGUCUCGACUGGAUUGAACAACUUGGGUUGGCCGAUAUGCCGCUCCGCGUUGUUUGCAGUCAGGUGCAGAUUCCCGCUGUGCUUGCAGACCAAGCCAAGGACAUUCUCCAACGCUUUGCUCCAGUGUUCCAAGACGGCCUGAGUCGUUGCACAUACACUCAAGCCGUGCUACAUCUGUCUCCUGGAAGUUAACCAGUCUUCCGUCCAAAGUGACCAGUCCCAUAUGCAGCCCUACCACUUGUCGAGGCUGAACUGAAGCGUCUAGAGGAAUUGGGAGUUCUGGUUCCUGUAUCCUACUCCGCCUGGGCCGCUCCAAUCGUUGUGGUUAGGAAGCCCAAUGGCUCGGUCCGCAUUUGUGCUGACUUCUCCACCGGUCUCAAUGCCGCGCUGACGCCGAACUGCUAUCCACUACCGGUUCCGAUUGAUCUUUUCACCCUGCUGGAUGGUGGCACUUGCUUUGCCGAGUUGGAUCUCGCUGACGCGUAUCUGCAGAUCGAGGUCGCCCCAGAGUCGCGCGAAUUGUUGACCAUCAACACCCACCGCGGUCUGUUCCAAUACACCAGGCUGCCCUUUGGUGUCAAGACCGCCCCGGCCCUAUUCCAACAAACGAUGAACGCAAUGCUCUCCGGCAUCCCUGGCACAGCUGGGUACCUGGACGACAUCAUCAUCGUGGGUCGCUCCCCUGCCGAGCUGCAAGACCGAGUGUGCGCAGUGCUCGAACGCGACAAGGAUUAUGGCUUUCGCCUACGGGCCGAGAAGUGCCAAUUCUUCCUCGACUCCAUCAAAUACCUUGGAUUCGUUUUUGACGUCAACGGUCGCCAUCCAGAUGCUGAAAACAUUCGGGCCAUCCAACGGAUGCCUGCCCCCAAGAAUGUAUCGCAACUUCGUUCGUUCCUUGGCCUGAUCAGCUACUAUAGCGCCUUCCUACCAUCGCUGCAUGACGUACGGGCCCCGCUCAACCGUCUGUUGCAGAAGGAUGCUCCUUGGUGCUGGUCCCCCGACUGUGAAAAGGCCUUCGCCCAGCUAAAGUCGAUGCUGAGUUCAGAUCUGUUGCUCACGCACUACGACCCGACGCUGCCGAUCGUUGUUGCUGCAGAUGCUUCCAACCACGGAGUUGGUGCCGUCAUCUCACAUACUUUUCCUGAUGGGUCUGAAAAGGCGAUCAUGCGUGCAUCUCGCUCGCUAACCCCUGCGGAGAAGAACUAUGGGCAAAUAGAGAAAGAAGCUCUAGCCCUCGUGUUUGCCGUCAAGAAAUUUCACAAACUGCUGUACGGUCGCCACGUCACGUUGUUGACGGAUCACAAACCAUUGCUGUCAAUCCUCGGUUCGAAGAAGGGCAUUCCCGUCUACUCAGCCAGCCGACUUCAGGAUGGGCAACCAUCCUUCUUGGCUACGACUUCGACAUUCGCUACUGUCGUACUACAGACUUUGGUCAGGCUGACGCCCUUUCUCGCCUCAUCAGCAAUCAGCAGGAACCGGAGGAAGAUACCGUGAUUGCAGCUAUUUCGAUUGAGGACGGUGUGCGCCGUCCCGUGAUUGCAGCUAUUUCGAUUGAGGACGGUGUGCGCCGUCAGCUAUCAGACGCCAUACGAGGUAUCCCUGUCACUGCCGCGGACAUCCGACGUGCUACUGAACAGGAUCCUGUCCUCCGCCAGGCCAUCACCUACGUGCAGACCUGCUGGCCAACCACUGCUCUCGCUGGCGAUCUUCGCCAGCUCUUCCUCCGCCGAGCAUCGCUAUCUGUGGUUGACUCCUGCCUCAUGUUUGCAGACCGUGUGGUGAUCCCAUCUUCCCUCCGACCCACUGUACUACGCCAGUUCCAUGCGGCCCAUCCUGGUGCCAGCCGAAUGAAGUCUAUUGCUCGCAGUUUUGCCUACUGGCCGGGUAUCGACGGCGACAUCGACGACCUGGUUCGACGCUGUUCUCGAUGUCAGCAAGUUGACAAGAUGCCGCCUCGUCAACCUCCAAUACUCUGGCAACCACCGGAGAGGCCUUGGUCACGCGUGCAUAUCGACUUCGCUGGCCCACUUAACGGAGUCUCCUACCUUAUCUUGGUUGACGCCUACUCGAAAUGGCCCGAGAUUGCUCCGCUGAAUCCAGCAACCGCAUCUGCCACUAUCGCCUUCCUACGACGCAUCUUUAGCCAGCAUGGCUUACCAGAAGUCCUGGUUUCAGAUAAUGGUUCUCAGUUUAUCUCGUCGACGUUUGAAGAUUUCUGCCGCCAGCACGACAUCCAGCAUCUUCGCUUCCCGCCCUACCAUCCUCAGUCUAACGGUCAGGCGGAGCAUUUUGUCGACACUUUUAAGAGAGCCCUCUUGAAAGCUCGUGGGGAGGGGACCACGGACGAGAUAGUCCAGGCGUUCCUGUUUUCCUACAGGACGACACCGAACCCGGCGUCCCCUGGUGGCGUUUCUCCUGCCGAAGCGUUGAUGGGCCGAAAACUGCGUACAACGUUUCAUGCCCUCGUCCCUAUCGGUGCGCAGCCCGCACAGACUUCUCCAGUCUCUCGCAGCAAGCUCUCCAUCGGAACACCUGUCUUCGUUCGUGAUUAUCGAGCGGGGUUCCCAGACUGGAUUGAAGCAACCGUAGUAUCGCACAGAGGCAGUAUGUUGUUUGACAUCGACGUUGGUGAUGACAUCUGGGUUCGCCACCACAACCAGAUCCGACGGCGACAUUGCAGUAACACAACUGGGCUCGAUUCGGCGCCGUCACUCUCUCUCGACAUCCUUCUGGAUACCUUCGCCAUUCCGGCAGAUCAGUCGGUUCCCGAAUCCACUUCUGCGCCCCCUUCGGAUAUACCAUCUUCGGUAUCAGUUACCGCUCCCGUAUCUCCAGGCAUUAAACCACGACUAAGACGCCGGACCAACCGCGUGCGCCGAUCAACACGUCUGAUGCAGGUCAACCCACGCCAGAAGCGGUACUGA
Spirometra erinaceieuropaei is the source of this 4214-nucleotide messenger RNA. The record is from the annotation of a GenBank genome assembly. NCBI's taxonomy places the organism in Eukaryota, Metazoa, Platyhelminthes, Cestoda, Diphyllobothriidea, Diphyllobothriidae.